Molecule: messenger RNA, 3715 nt
Organism: Peromyscus leucopus (white-footed mouse)
Lineage: Eukaryota; Metazoa; Chordata; Mammalia; Rodentia; Cricetidae
Product: cathepsin G-like
Exons: 5
Coding region: 2846-3607 (253 amino acids)
Biological process (GO): proteolysis
Cellular component (GO): intracellular membrane-bounded organelle; cytoplasm
Molecular function (GO): serine-type endopeptidase activity
Source: RefSeq, a predicted model, not a curated record
ACUAUAUAUGUAAAAAAAUACAAUUGAUUCGAUAUAUAUUUUCUAUCCAGCCAAAUUAUUAGGCUCCUAUAUCAGUGAUGGCAAUUUAGCUGUAAGUCCUUUUAGAUUCUCUCUAUACUUAUUGUCCACAAAUGUUACAGUUUGGUUUCCUCCUUCCUGGUCUCUAAGCCUUUCAUUUCUAUUUCCUGUCUAACUAGCUAAAACCAUUAGCAUAACAAGGAAGGCAAUAGAUGGCAACUUGUACCCAGAUAUUUUUAUAUGGUUUUGCUCUGAAAGAAAAAGCUUUUGAUGUUUCACUGUCAAUUAUAAUUAGUGUGGAAUUUUAUGGAAUCCAAUUAAAGAUAUCCCUUUUUGUUUCUAGUUUGCUCUAAAAAAAAUUCAGUGAAUGUGAAUUUUAGCAAAUGCUUGGGCAGUUUUUCCUUUUGUUUUUACUUCGUGUGAACAAUAAUGCUUCUCUGUGAUCAGUUAAUUGCUACAGCAACUAAUUUUCAAAUGCAGGGGUAACCACACAUUCCUAGGAUAAACUCAACUUUAUAUACGUCAACUUCAUGAUGUAGCUUUUUGUUAAUUGAUGUGAUUUGAUGUGUUCAAAAGUAGUAUUGCUCUAUUAAUGCUCCUUUGCCAUAUGGUAUGGCUGUUGACUGGACAUUUAAUUUGGAUAGAGACUGCAUCUUCUGACAUAGUAAGGUUUUAUCUUCUUUUCUCCCUGACAAAUGAUAUUUAUAAAGCACAAAUUUCUAGUGUCGCACAUGGACACAUAUUUUCUGUGUGGGAAAAAAUAAAAUAUGACCAUUUUAAUCAUACUACAUUAAAAAAUUCUUUCUAGGGAGAGAGAACAUGAGGCCAAGUGCAAACAAGGAUUUGAAAAAUGUGACAUGUCAAUAGAUAAAGAUUAUUAUUUUCAUUGGAUUUCGUAUUAAAGAUAUGUUAAUCCCAUAAAAGAAAUGGGCUCACUAACUGCAGAAGUCAUGUGCCAGUCUUUGGCUAUUUUGAUUAUGGAAAGUUCAUAAUUCAUGAGUUCAGAACCUCUGCUCAGACACCAGUAGCUUCCUGUCUAGACUCUCCCUGUUCCUUCAGUUUGGGCCUGAAGAGAACUCCUGCUCAGGCAGUUCUCAGGCUUUUCCCUUGUUGGGUCAUUUUAAAAGCCGCAUUCCUGGUUGUUUUCAGUGGGAAGGUUGACAUGAAAUCUUUGGUCACUGGUAUAAAAUGCUGGGUGCACACCUUUAUUUACAUAACUGGGUGUAUAACUUUCAUAACUCUUUUUUUUCUGUGUAUACAGGCUUUUUAUCCUUUUUUUUAAAUCCAGAUAACAUUUCUAAAGCAAAACAAAAUGUUGAGACAUCACUGAAAUUAAAGUAUCCCAAACACAAAGGUAACAGUGCUGGGGUGUUCUCUGAUACAAACAGAGAGCAUGGAUUAGGAUGGGAUUAAGCUCCACAGCUCUCAAAAUAAGUGGAAAACCAUAUGAGGUGAGAGAGGAUGCUUAACCUCCAAAUCUCGUUCAAGUUAGCCUAUCACGCUUCAUAGAUUAGAAAGUGUGCCUGUCAGCGGCUGUUAUGCAGAAGUGAUACAGGAUUAUGGUGGUCUGCUGUGUACACUGAGUCUGAUAGAUAUUUUCAGUGGGUUUAAUAAUCCAUUGUGUGACUCUGCAGUGAUCUCUUGUGCCCCCCCUUCAGUAUUUGACCCCACCUCUUCUGGAUGUACAUGUAACACAAUUAUAAACAUGACUCCUUUUUAAACUAUUACCCCUGAGGCUAAGAAUGGAAACUAGUUGACUGGUCUCUUCCACCCAAUAAUAUAAAUCCUAAAUAUUUCCCAGCAAAGGCCAGACAGCUCUCAGCAAGUCAACCUGCUGGGCCUCUGCAGUGUGUGGGGGCUCCCAGAGAACACAAAGACCUUUGCCAGAAUUGGCAAAAAGUCUUCAAUUGAGUCAUGAUUCCACUGAGAGUGGGUUGGGACUCAGGUGACCCAAGAAAGUCAGUAUCAGAGGCUUGAUCCGCAACCUCAGGAGAGUGGCCAUUCUCUCCACCUUGACAACUUCGAGAAAGAAGUGGGAGCAGUAAGGAUGAAGGCAGGCGGGAUUCAUUCCUCUUUUUCCCUCUUGGACUUUUUCCUGUUGUCUUUCUUUGCCCAUACCUCCCUCCACACAACUUCGUUUAUUCACCCUCGUCCUUGGACAUUACUAAAUACUUGUGAAUAAAGACUGCAGAAGGGGGUGGUUUUAGCUCAGGUGGUAGAGUGAUUAUCUAUACCAGCACCUCACAAACCUGACAUGGCAGUGAACUCCAGCAGUCCCAGAACUCGGGAGAAGCAGGAGUAUCGGAAGUCCAAGGCCAUCCUCAACCAUGUAGCCAUGUUGAAGCUAUCCUGGGCUAUGUAAGAUUCUCUCUCUCUCUCUCUCUCUCUCUCUCUCUCUCUCUCUCUCUCUCUCUCUGAAUGAGUGUGUGUGUGUGUGAACUGACAUUCUUUGAAUGUCAAUUGAUGCUCUAACCCAUAAGGAGAGGGAGCAAAGGAGGUAGCCACCAGUUUCCCUGAAUUAUUGAGUAUACAGUAGACUUGGGACACAUUGUUCAAAGACCUCACUCUUUCCUUGGUUCCUUUACUGUCAGCACUAACACAAUCUGUGGGAUGCCACAUUAGCUUGGCUGACUCUCUCUUCUCCUAGAUCACUGGCAGUUGGUGUGCAAACCUCCUGGGAAGCCUUGGGUGAUGAAACCUGUCACACAAGCAGGCAAGUGGGACCGUGGCUUCCCAGCGCCCCCUUCCUUCCUCUCCAGAGGGGAUAAAAGUCUGGCAGGGAGAAUUACAAGCACAGACCGACUAAGCAACAAACGGUUCUGGAAAGAUGCGGCCACUUCUGCUCCUGCUGGUCUUUAUGCUACUCCGAGGAGAUGAGGCAGGAAAGAUCAUUGGAGGCCGAGAAGCCAGGCCCCACUCCCACCCCUACAUGGCCUUUCUUCUGAUCCAGAGUCCAGGAGGGCUGAGUGCUUGUGGGGGGUUCCUGGUGCGAGAAGAUUUCGUCAUGACAGCCGCUCACUGCUUGGGAAGCUCCAUAAACGUCACCCUGGGGGCCCACAACAUCCAGAGGCAAGAAAGGACCCAACAGCACAUCGCUGUGCUCAGAGCCAUCCCUCAUCCUGAUUACGAUCCGGAGAUCUUCCACAAUGAUAUCAUGCUGCUGCAGCUGAGGAGUAGAGUCCGGAGGAGUCGAGCCGUGAAGCCCGUGGCUCUGCCUAUGGCCAGCAACCGAAUUCGGCCUGGGGAUUUGUGCACAGUGGCUGGCUGGGGCCGGGUCAGCCAGAGCCGGGGAACAAAUGUACUCCAGGAGGUGCAGCUAAGAAUACAGAGAGACCAAAAGUGCAGUGAACGCUUCAUCUCUUACAACAGCCAGACGCAGAUCUGCGUGGGAAACCCACGAGAAAGGAAGUCUGCCUUCUUGGGGGACUCUGGUGGCCCUCUGGUAUGUAACAAUGUGGUCCAGGGCAUCGUCUCCUAUGGAGACAGUAAUGGCAUCCCUCCAGCUGUGUUCACCAAGAUCCAGAGCUUCCUUCCCUGGAUAAAGAGGACAAUGAGGCGCCUUGCACCCCGGACAUCAGCGACCUACUGACUCCCUGUCUGGGGCACAGACCAGCUCCAGGGGAUUUCCAUAGCCUUGAUGAAUGUCAUAUGGAGAGUGUAAACUUUGUUUAUUAAAUAUCAUUUAGUAGUGUCUUAA